Hylaeus anthracinus is the source of this 2197-nucleotide messenger RNA. Its product is annotated as translation initiation factor IF-2-like. NCBI's taxonomy places the organism in Eukaryota, Metazoa, Arthropoda, Insecta, Hymenoptera, Colletidae. The coding region runs from base 941 to 2197 and encodes 418 amino acids. The record is from RefSeq and is a predicted model, not a curated record. The transcript has 11 exons.
UAACGAUAGAGAGCAGAAUGACCGUCGUCGAGGGAACGAUUCUCUACGACCUAGAUACAGACUUUCAAUUUUCGAUUUGUACGCUCUAAGAACCUAUGAGCAGACGAGUAAAGCAUCGCCAUGUUGCGCGACUGGAAAGUAGGAAAGAUGGAGGAAAGGGAACCUACGUGCAAUUUGGUCGCUAAUUUUAAUUUUCAAUAGACAGAACGAAAGUGGAGAAUAAUAGACAACCAAAUCUGUUGUGAAUGAAUCUUUUGUUAAUUAUCUAUGUAUAUGUAGUAAGUAUCGCAAAACUUAGUAUAUCGUCGUAAACAUGGCGUCAAAUGAUUCCCAGUGAACCAGCCAUCAAAUGAAUUAAUGUUAUUAUUAUUUAUUCGCAGAUGACUGUGCCUAUCUCUUUCGUAACAAUGUCGCUCCAAAAAAAUUGUGAAAUUCCGUAAAAACUCACGACGACCAAGCGUCGUUAGUUAAACUGUUUGCGUGACGAUAGAAGCGUCGUUGGCUCAUCCGUGCCACUUUAUUUUCACCGAGGACGCUCCUGCGCGCAUCGUUUUGUCACACUUGCCGAUUCGCAGGGACGCAACGAAACAAUUGAAAGAUCAUCUCGACGAACGACGCUGUUCGGUGUCCCCGACCGUAAUGCUUUCGCAAUGAAACAGCGCGAUUGUUCAACCACAAAUUGCCUAAAAAAUUCACAAAGUUUGAGAACAAACGCGAACAGGCGCACGUUUUGUAAAGUAAUCUCUGAAGCGGCAUAAAAAGAAAGCUGGUACGAGACCAGCGAAUACGCGACAGCAUCCCAUGCGUGACAACUAUAUAAAAAGGUGAAACUCGACAACGGAAAGAACCACUUUCGUGUCGUCCUCGCGUCAAAACGCGCCCGAAGAGUUUUGCGACUUCCCGCGUAAUUUCCCAAACAGUCGCCUAAUUUCCUCUCGCGAUGUCGCAACGGUUCAUUUGCAUUUUCUUGACAACCGUCGCGGUUUCCUACGCGGUCACGACGAAGUCCGAAUUUGUUACGAGUCCCGAACUCGACAAGAAGGAACCUGGCGGAGACAAACUUUUGGCGAGCAUCGUACGCGGUCGAAAUUCGACGAAGUCGCUGCACGUGAAGAGCAACGACAGCGACUUGUACGACAGAGGCACGGAUAAGCAACCGAGAACAGCGAUUCAUCGAUCGGAAUCGGACACCAGAGGUUCCAGCUGCUGCGGUUCCAAGUACGGUUCCGGUGCGUCGACGCGACCGGAUUCAUACUACAACAGUAAGGUCCCCGCGGACGGGGGUCGGUAUCCAUUUCAAUACGGUGAACGUUUACCCGCCGAUAGGUACGGGUGGCAAGGUCAAGGCCAACCGCCCGGUUCGAACGGAAUCGCCGGAAGACCCGGAGGCGGAAACUACGUCGGAACUGCGCACCACGAUGGAAGUCAAGCAGGAGAUAGAUUUGGUUCCCGUCCGAGUUAUGGAAGUGAAAGUUCACGCAGACCCGCCGGCUACGAGUCCCCAACUUCUGCGGGAUAUGGUUACGGGAAUGGUGGUUACGGGGGUUAUGGCUCUGUUCGACCAACUGGCCACGGGGGGUCAGCUGCGAGUAGUGGCUAUGGAGUUUCAGGAAGUUUCGCUAACGGCGACGAAUUCGGUCCCCACGAGCCGAAUUAUCCGGAAGGAAACGGUCCCCCGCAUCCGAAUUUUCAAACGCAGAAGGCCGUGGCUUUAAAAGCAUUAGCUGGUGUUGCUUUAAUCGGGGCAGCUGCUGCUUUAGCUACGAACCCCAUUCUCCUACCAAUUGGCAUUGUAUCAGGAAGAAAGAAACGAUCGUAUUUGUCAGUCAAUGACGAAGACGCUCACGUGAAUUACAUUUUAAGGGACUUAAAAGACAACUUCACCAAGGUUGACGGUAAUGGAAAUGAAAAGAAACUAUUAGUUUCUCCGACAUGCAUUGCCAGAAUAGCGUGCGAAAUUCAGAAAAAUUCUUGGUCCCAAUCGAACAAAGGCGUCAAAGGGAGAAUAGAAUCGGAACGACGUUUUACCGAUUUGAUUUCCAAUGAUGAACUCGAUAAGGAAUAUAAGAGUGUACGCAUUAAAAUGAUGAUGAAAGCGGCAACCACCGUUGCGAUGAAUGGAGGAAACUGUAACGUGUUUCCGUGUACAUUUGUAAAAAAUGUAGAUCCCAAAAAACAAUUCGCUCUUAAACUUUGA